CCGAAUGUAUGUACAUUGGACAUUUUAAUUUCGUAAUGACUGAUUCAUUUAAAUUUGAUACGUUUUGUGUUGCAUUUUGGGAGAUGUGGUUUACCACUACUCGAGGCGGAGCUCAGUCAUGAUGAAACUUGGACCAACAAAUAUCUCUGGAGACGUGGUAGCAAUAAUAAUUAAUCUAGCUAGAUGAAUAUAUCAGCUCAAUGUAGUAAAUGAUGAUCGAGGAAGAACACGAGAAGAAAAACCACACUGUAUUUGGGAGAAAAACAACUACAUGGGUCGCAAGUGGAAGUAAUCGAGGAAGGCUUCCAGUCGACGACUCGGCUCAUAACAUUGAGAUCAGUUUUUUGGGCCAUAUCAAGACUUUCUGAGGAAUUGCAGGGACGUUUGCAGUGAAAUUGCUUUUUUUCUCAAGCCAAAAAGUGUGGACCCGACGCCACAAUAUUUUCUUUACGGAUCGUCGACUCAUAUUGGCAGGCAUGCCAGAGUCUUUGGUGACAUGCGGUUUUGUGCAAUUAGCUUAAGUUGGCUAGCUAGCUAUUGUUUUCCUUUCGCGAACUGCUGUCUUGCCAAACACAUUUAGUAAUAUAUUAUUCCAGAAAUGCAACAGGAGUCGACUGCAGUUUGCUAACUACAUUAGUAUUUCCAAAAUAAUAGAAGAGUGGACUUUCACUUUGCAUGGGCAUUACUUUAUCUAUAAAGUAACGUUGCAACUUGGCAAUAAUAGCUAGCUAGUUUAACUUUACUUGCUAGUGUGGUUUGGCUAGUUUGACUGCUCUCAAAUGAUUACGCUAACGCGUUCAAUGUUGGCUACUUACGUUACUACAGCAAACACCUUGGUACAGUAAGCUAGCUAGUUUUUCGAAUUGGCUGGUUGGCGGUGCUGUUCAAUGUCAAACUGGAGGAGAACCUAUCCAUCUUAUUUGAAGGCUUUUGGGAUACACCAUUUUUUAUUUGUACGAACAACACAUUUGCCCCCUUUGCCACAAUGUUCAAGCUUUGUCUUCAGAGAACUCUAGGAUACACAGUCUCAGCAAGAGCAGUGCUGGAAAGUGUCACUGCCGGAAAGGUUUUGAAGGUGUCCCACGUGCAAAGCUGUUGGAUGGGAACGCUCGGACUCAACGAGCAGCGGGAGCACCUGAACUCUCCAAAAAGAGCAAAAGAAUUCAUCUACAGCCUUCACCCCAAAGAAAGAACAUGUUUACUCAAAGAACUGCAGAGCUUUGAGUCCAUAGCUAUAGCACAAGAGACGCAAGAGACUUCACCGCUUACUCAAGCUCAGAUCCGAUACGUGCUCCUACACAAUGCAAUCCCCUUCAUUGGUUUUGGCUUCCUGGACAAUGCCAUCAUGAUUGCGGCAGGAACCCAGAUUGAGUUGUCUAUAGGGGUCACCUUUGGACUAUCGACCAUGGCAGCUGCAGCUCUUGGGAAUCUGGUUUCAGACCUGGCUGGCCUUGGUCUUGCAGGAUACGUGGAAAUCCUAGCUUCCAGGCUAGGAAUGCAGGUUCCUGACUUGACCCCCAAGCAGGCAGACAUGUGGCAGACCAGGGUUAGCUCGCACAUGGGAAAAGGCAUUGGAGUCACAAUCGGAUGCAUUCUCGGAAUGUUCCCCCUGCUAUUCCUAGGGGAUGAAGAUGAGCACAAGAAAAAAUAAGCACAAACAAACACCCCAAACUCUUAACAGCAUGUAAACUAUUUUUUUGGUCUUGCGUCAAUUGCAACAAGCAUCAGCAGCAUGAUUUUAGUUGAUCUCUAUCUCUGAAAACCUUCUCUAUUUCAUUAUAUAUGCCAUUUACCAGACGCUUUUAUCCAGUGACUUAGUCAUGGGUGCAUACAUUUUACGUACGGAUGGUCCCGGUAAUCAAACCCACUAUUAUGGCACUGCAAGCGCCAUGCUCUACCAACUGAGCUACCAGAUAAUCUUCUGAAAAUAUAUUAUGAGCCAUUAGGCUUAUAAAGUAGUUGCAUUUGAUGGCAAGGUAUUUUCGCAGGAUGGAUUUCGUUGAUGGGUUGAACAUUUGUUUGAGAUUAAGUUAAACCAAUGUACACUACCGGUCGAAAGUUUUUGGAGCACCUACUCAUUCAACGGUUUUAAUUACAUUUUUUUACUAUUUUCUACAUUGUAGAAUAAUAGUGAAGACAUAAACUAUGAAAUAACAUAUGGAAUCAUGUGGUAACCAAAAAAGUGUUAUAUAUUUUACAUUUGAGAUUCUUCAAAGUAGCCACCCUUUGCCUUGAUGACAGCUUUGCACACUCUUGGCAUUCUCUCAAUCAACUUCAGUCUUGAAGGAGUUCCCACAUGUGCUGAGCACUUGUUGGCUGCUUUUCCUUCACUCUGCAGUCUGACUCAUCCCAAACCAUCUCAAUGUGGUUUAGGUCGGGGGAUUGUGGAGGCCUGGUCAUCUGAUGCAGCACUCCCAUCACUCUUGUUCUUGGUCAAAUAACCCUUACACAGCCUAGAGGUGUGUUGGGUCAUUGUCCUGUUGGAAAAACAAAUGAUAGUCCCACUAAGCCCAAACCAGAUGGAAUGGCGUAUCGCUGUAGAAUGCUGUGGUAGCCAUGCUGAUUUAGUGUGCCUUGAAUUGUAAAUAAAUCACUGACAGUGUCACCAGCAAAGCCCCCCCCACACACACUAUAAUACCUCAUCCUCCAUGCUUUACAGUGGGAAAUACACAUGCGGAGAUCAUCCAUUCACCCACACCGCAUCUCACACAGCGGUUGGAACCAAACAUCUCAAAUUUAGACUCCAGACUAAAGGACAAAUUUCUACCGGUCUAAUGUCCAUUGCUCGUGUUUCUUGGCCCAAGCAAUUCUUCUUCUUAUUGAUGUCCUUUAGUAGUGGUUUCUUUGCAGCAAUUUGACCAUGAAGGCCUGAUUCACACAGUUUCCUCUGAACUGUUGAUGUCUGUUACUUGAACUCUGUGAAGCAUUUAUUUGGGCUGCAAUUUCUGAGGCUGGUAACUCUAAUGAACUUAUCCUCUGCAGCAGAGGUAACUCUGGGUCAUCCAUUCCUGUGGCUGUCCUCAUGAGAGCCAGUUUCAUGAUGGCUCUUGAUGGGUUUUUGCGACUGCACUAGAAGAAACAUUCUGUUCUGGACAUUUUCUGUAUUGACUGACCAUGUCUUAAAGUAAUUGACUGUCAUUUCUCUUUGCUUAUUUGAGCUGUUUUUGCCAUAAUAUGGACUUAGCCUUAUUUGGUAAAAGACCAUCUUCUGUAUACCCACCUACCUUGUCACAACACAAGUGAUUAGCUCAAACACAUUAAGGAAAGAAAUUCCACAAAUUAACUUUUAAUAAGGCACACCUGUUAAUUUAAAUGCAUUCCAGGUGACAACCUCAUGAAGCUGGUUGAGAGAAUGCCAAAAGUGUGCAAAGCUGUCAUUAAGGAAAAGGGUGGCUACUUUGAAGAAUCUAAAAUCUAUAUUUUGAUUUGUUUAAUUAACACUUUUUUUGUUACAUAUUUCAUAGUGUUGAUGUCUUCACUAUUAUUCUACAAUGUAGAAAAGAGUCAAAACAAAGAAAAACCCUUGAAUGAGUAGGUGUUCUAAAACUUUUGACAGGUAGUGUAUGUGAUUAUCAUGAGUUAUUGCAAGUUACUCAUAGACUCAUCCCUGUUGGCCCACUGAUGGACUACACUGCAGUCAAUUGGUUUACAUUUUAUCAUGGAGUUGUUGGAAGCUGAAAUGAAAACACAAAUAAUGUUGUCAGUCUUCAAGUUUCACAAUUUUGGCAAAAGAUAAAACCAAGGAAAAUGUAAACUGUUACCUCGAUGGUAUUUUAUUUUUGUUCUGAUUGAAACAUCAACCGGUUGAACUAGCUUGUACAUUAUAGAAUAUUUUCAAAGGAUAUGUCUUUUGUUGAGGAAUUUCUGUACAAUAUAUGAUUGAUUUUUAAUUUUUUUGUCAACAAGGAAAAGGGGAUUACUUUAUCAUUUGACAAUCAGGUCACGAAUGCUGUUUAUAGCACUACCAACCCAGUUUUUCAGAAGUUACAAACAUACCUGUACUAUACACACACUACAUUGAGAAUGCAUAAUGCCGUGGGUUCCUAGGAUGUCAACAUCUUGAAUUGGCUAACUGUUGCUAACUAGCCUUCACAAUUAUUUUAGCAAAGCCUAUUUUCACAAUUGAAGUGCCUCAAGUUGUAUUUUUAUUAAUUUUUUUGACCUUUUUAAACACAAGCACACAGAUUUUUAUUUUGUGAAAAAGUAUUUAACUUCAUGUUUGAAAGCGUCAUUUUUAGUAUGUAAAUGUUUGCUAAUCUGCUUUAUUUUGGAGAAAUUAAGGAAACCGUUUCUGAAGUAAGCUGAACAAUUAAGCGUAAAACUGCACUCACUACAGUAUGUGUUCUAAAACAGGUUGGAUUUAUGUGGACAGAAGACGAGCAAUACAAUGUUUCUUAAAAUGCAAUUACUGCACCUAUUUUGUUGCCAAUAUUAUAUACUUUUUGUAGGAUAGCUACGAAUUUGUUUAUCUGAGACAACCAUUUACUUAUGGUGGUCUAAAAUCAGAUGUUUUAAAUAGAUGUAAUCAAACUAGUCAUUUGUGUGAAAGGAAAUUAUUUGUUUUCUGUCUAUUUGAAUAUCGGUAUUUGUUUUCUCAGUUUGCCUUUUUUGAUUUCAAUAAAUGCAGAACUUAAACUGGAAUGCCCCUCACCACACUGCUGUAUUUCCUCAUGAAUGUUCAUAAUGACCCUUUAUUAUUUAAACUAUUACUGCUAAAUGCAGUUUUGUUGUCAGCAAUGUACUUGGAUGUAAAAACACCAUUGCAGCACAACCAGACUAAUAAGAAAGUGUGCACCAAGGUGUAACAAAUGGUUUGAUAGUUUUGUUUGAAAGCAAUGAAUGUUGUUGUGGGUGAGUAGUAUUUCUGCAGUUUGGUCUUGAUCUCUCUACAUCCUUCUCUUUAGCACUAAUCGCCAUGCACAAUUUCCUCACCUCUGCCCUCUGGUGGCUGAAACAUUUGUAUCUGCCUCGGCUCAUUCCCCUUACUGCUAUUCCUCCUGGCGUUCUCUGGUCUUGCUUGUUGCACCAAUUUACCCUCCCGUGGAAUCUUUGUUUUUGUCUGAUUUCCAUCAAUUAUCUGAAUAGCCAUCUCCCCCGUCCUUGCUCUCCAACUCUUCGCUCUCCCUUAUUGGUUAUUGCGCCACCAUGAUAUCUCAGUAGACUUCUCCAUCUCUCGUCCUUGUGUCAUGUUUUUUCUUUGUCCCCAUUAAUGAACAUGCAAGAAAGUCUCAUGCUAAUGAGAAAGCUACCGGCAUUCAUUUAAACAAAUAUGGACUUGUCGUCCAAUGCUCUUCCCCACUACCAUGUGCAUAAAAUGUAUCUAUGCUGCCAUGUUUGCAUUUUAAAAUGUAUACUUGUACCAUUGAAGAGAAAAUACUUGUGUAAAAAGACUGACUGCUCUUGUAUUUUGCAACAAUGAUUUAAUAAAACAUGCAAACAAUG
Oncorhynchus nerka (sockeye salmon) is the source of this 5442-nucleotide messenger RNA. RefSeq names its product transmembrane protein 65-like. The transcript has 7 exons. Bases 986 to 1651 code for a protein of 221 amino acids. Gene Ontology annotation, biological process: cardiac ventricle development; regulation of cardiac conduction. NCBI's taxonomy places the organism in Eukaryota, Metazoa, Chordata, Actinopteri, Salmoniformes, Salmonidae. Gene Ontology annotation, cellular component: mitochondrion. The record is from RefSeq and is a predicted model, not a curated record.